AUGGAAAUUCAAGAAAUGGUGAUGGAAGUCUUGGCGCGACUACCAUUGAAGAGCAUCGCAAGAUUCAGAUCAACGAGCAAAGGAUGGAAAGAUUUGAUCGAUUCAGACAUCUUCAGAGAUUACUUCAUCUCUCGCAACUCAUCUUCUUCAAUCUCGUGGUCAAUCAUUCAGACGACGCAACCUCACAAUCUGACACUUGAAAUCAUUGGUCAUCAUGGAUGCAAAACAUGGGGACUUACUCGUUCUCCGGGAUCUUUAAUGAGUUUUUUCGUCGAGAGAGCAAUCAAGAAGCUACAAGUCUUAGCUUGCACCGAUGGAUUGGUCUUGCUUUACGCAGAAGCUACCGAUGGAACUCCUAUGUAUUACGUUGGAAACCCUCUGUUUCAAGAAUGGUUUCAAAUCCCUCUGCCUCCUUUCCUCUCUUUGCAAGAUCUUGAGAUAUUACGGACCUACGAUCGUUUGAACGACAGUGGAUUGGUUACGAAGAUGCAGAGUGGUAUCGUUGUGAGUUACAAGGUUGUGUGGUUGAUUCGCACGAAACUAGAAUUGUUCGUUCCUACUAAAGAUAAAGUCGAUUUAGUAAUAUACUCAUCUGAUACAGGGACGUGGGAAACUCGACAUGUGACUUGUCUUAAUACUUUAUUCUGGUUUAUGAAGCACAAGUCAAUUGCUUUGAAUGGGAUUGUUCACUGGAUUUACGGCUUCACCAGUAACUUUGUAGCUCACGAUUUCUAUGGUGGUCAUCAUGAUGAUAGAUGGUCUGGUUUCGUAAAUUUCCCAGAUAGAGGAGUUGAGGAGUUAUCACGUUUUAGGAGAACCAUCACAACCUCGGAAGGGUCUAUAGUGUAUUUCAACGAGUUCACUGAGAAUGGAAACCGCACACUACGGGUUUGGAGGCUGGUCAAGUACAUUUCUGGUCCUGAGGCGUGGGAGCUCUCUUGGGAUGUCAGCUUGGAGCCUUUGAUUGAGUUAGGUACAGAUUAUUUUCCUGUGGUGAUGCAUCCUUUGAACUCUGAGGUCAUAUACUUGUGGAGCACGAACGAAGAAAUGCUGAUCUUGUAUAAUUUGAGGACACAUGAGUUUAGGCUUCACGAGGAAACUGCAGACGAUAGCAACAAGUGUAUGGAUGAUUGCAUCUUGAGUUUUAACGGGUGCAGUGAGUAUAUGCAGAUGCACAAUAUGGCAGCAUUACCAAAUGGUAUUACCGAACUCCUCUUUUCCCAGUAUGUUUUGCCUCGUUGGAUGCAACGUCUCCCUCGUCCCCAGCCUAAUUAGUGUCUUC
Camelina sativa (false flax) is the source of this 1282-nucleotide messenger RNA. NCBI's taxonomy places the organism in Eukaryota, Viridiplantae, Streptophyta, Magnoliopsida, Brassicales, Brassicaceae. The record is from RefSeq and is a predicted model, not a curated record.